AUUGACGUCGAGCCCGGAGCGGUGGCAGCCUCCUCGGCGACGUCGGCGCGCGCGGACUGCGCAGUGCUGCGGCGUGGAGUGCCGGGCCGAACGGAGAAGCGCCUGCAGCGCAGGCAAGCCCGCGGCGCGCACGGCCAUCUUUAAAUGCCGCGCGGCACACGUCAACGCAGCGACGUCCGCCGAGGAGCGACUUUCUCCUGCCGCGUCAGAGUCGCGAGAGCGAGACGCCGCGCGUUGAGGUUAUGUGCCGCUGGCGAGGAGCGAGCGUCCGCAGCUGGAGCCGCAGCUGAUCAACGCGGGUGCACUGGUGCGUGGCAGCGUGGAGCGGAAGCCGAGGAUGGGCUCGAGCGCGUACGCGACGAUGCCGGCGCUGCUGCUGAUGCUGGUGCUCGGCCUGGGCACGGCGGCGAGCGGCCAGCUGGGCAGCCAGCCCUGGUACGAGACCCUGCCGGCCGUCGCCAUGGACUACAAGGUGCACAUCGACCCGGGCAAGGAGGACUGCUACUUCCAGUACGUGAACCCCGGCGCCACGUUCUACGUGAGCUUCCAGGUGCUGCGAGGCGGCGACGGCAAGGCGGGCUUCGCAGUGAGAAAUCCAGCCGGGGAGAUCGUGCACCCGUAUCAGUGGAAGGCCAACGCCGACUACCAGGACCAGUCGGUGCAGGGCGGCUACUACAGCGUCUGCGUGGACAAUCAGUUCUCGCGAUUCGCUGGCAAAUUGGUCAAUUUGUACAUAACCGUUAUUAGGUACGACCAGUGGGAGAGGUUCGCCAAGGAAUUGGAGACGAUGAAUCUGUCGGUGGAGAAUGUGACGAACACCCUGGUCAACGUGGAAAAGAACAUCUACGAGGUGCUCCAGAUCCAGCACUUGAGCAGGAGCCGGGAGGACAGGGAUUACAAUUUGCUCCUCGACAAUAACUCGUACGUGCAGAACUGGUCGCUGCUGCAGGUGGUUGUCAUCAUCGCCACCACGAUACUGCAGGUCUUCUUCGUGCGCCGACUGUUCAACGUCAAGUCGGGAUACUCGCGCGCUCGGAUCUAAGCCGCCGCGCCAACCUCCUGCCUUGACCCAUUUCGAUCGGCUCGCAGCAGAGUGCGAUAAGGCUCGUUGAUUGAUCGUCGUCGAGAGGCUCUCGCGGCCCUCGCGGCCCUCGCGGCUGCCGGCGCGAGGGACUCCGGCCUGUCCCCCGCGAUUUUACUUUCUUUAAUACUUCAUUCCAGAUGUCUGUUUUCUUUCAUUUUUUUGCUUUUUACGUUAUAUCACUCAACCGACUGUAUUGUUUAUGAUGCAUUUAUCGCCAGAGACUCAGCCGCGAUUGUACAGUAUUUUUUCACGGACAACCAUGCAGACUGCGCGCUCCACUUCUUCCGUUUGCAAAGUCGAUCGAUCGAUCGGCGUUACUUAUAUCGUGGAGCAAUUAAGGGUUUUUCCUAAACAGCGCGACUAAUUAUAUUUAUACAAAAUGAAAGAUUCUAUCUAUAUAUCGAAUGGUUUACACUGUGUAAAUGUAUUUAUAUAUAUAAGAGGAGACAAAAUAAAUUUAC
This is a messenger RNA of Phymastichus coffea, 1545 nucleotides long. Its product is annotated as transmembrane emp24 domain-containing protein 6. The record is from RefSeq and is a predicted model, not a curated record. The transcript is spliced from 4 exons. Gene Ontology annotation, cellular component: COPII-coated ER to Golgi transport vesicle; endoplasmic reticulum; endoplasmic reticulum-Golgi intermediate compartment. Gene Ontology annotation, biological process: endoplasmic reticulum to Golgi vesicle-mediated transport; intracellular protein transport; Golgi organization. Lineage: Eukaryota; Metazoa; Arthropoda; Insecta; Hymenoptera; Eulophidae. The coding region runs from base 338 to 1042 and encodes 234 amino acids.